Molecule: messenger RNA, 1641 nt
Organism: Papaver somniferum (opium poppy)
Lineage: Eukaryota; Viridiplantae; Streptophyta; Magnoliopsida; Ranunculales; Papaveraceae
Product: metacaspase-1-like
Exons: 5
Coding region: 291-1388 (365 amino acids)
Biological process (GO): proteolysis
Molecular function (GO): cysteine-type endopeptidase activity
Source: RefSeq, a predicted model, not a curated record
GAACUUUGGACUUUGAGAAUCGAAGGAUUCGUCAAAAGCGUGUUACACAAAAAAAGAAACAAACAAGUAGCAGAAUUGUUUCUCCGCUGAAAUUCAACAACUCCGCCAUCUCCAACUACCUCAAUUAUCUCAUCAAUACCCCCUUAUUUUUCCUUGUAAUCCAAACAAUUCAUCAAUCACCACCAAACUUGAUAGCAGCCUAAUUUAAGAAGCAACCUAAAUUCUCCCUUUUCAUCCAAAAUCAUAGAAUUCUUCCAUAUAUUUCUCAAGAAAAAAAAAACAAAACAAAAAUGUAUGGAAAUAAUAUGAUGUUAAUAAACUGCAGCACUUGUCGAACACCACUUCAAAUUCCACCAGGUGCAAAUGCAUUAAGAUGUGCUUUAUGUCAAGGAAUAACUCAAAUUUUAGAUCCAAGAGCUGUUCCACCUCAACCUCCUACUUCUGCCUCUCAUAAUCAAUACCCACCACCCCCAUCACCCUAUAAUCAUGCUCCACCUGGUCCACCUCCUAAUCCUCAUGGUCGUAAAAAAGCUGUGAUUUGUGGUAUUUCAUAUAGAUAUUCCAGACAUGAACUUAAAGGUUGUAUUAAUGAUGCUAAGUGUAUGCGUUAUCUUCUUAUUAAUCGAUUCAAAUUUCCUGAAGCUUCGAUUCUUAUGCUCACCGAGGAAGAAACUGAUCCAUUAAGACUUCCAACUAAGCACAACUUGAGGAUGGCUAUGUAUUGGCUUGUUCAAGGCUGUCAACCAGGAGAUUCGCUUUUGUUUCACUAUUCAGGUCAUGGUUCACGACAAAGGAACUACAAUGGAGAUGAGGUUGAUGGUUAUGAUGAAACCCUUUGCCCCCUGGACUUUGAAACUCAGGGAAUGAUAGUGGAUGAUGAAAUCAACGCAGCAAUUGUCAGACCACUUAUCCGCGGUGUGAAGCUUCAUGCAAUAAUAGAUGCUUGCCAUAGUGGCACAGUACUAGAUUUACCAUUCCUCUGCAGAAUGGGCAGAGAUGGAAGGUAUAUGUGGGAGGACCACCGUCCUAGGUCAGGUUUGUGGAAAGGAACCGCUGGUGGGGAGGUUGUCUCGUUCAGUGGUUGUGAUGAUCAUCAAACCUCUGCAGAUACUUCAGCUUUAUCAAAGAUUACUUCAACAGGUGCAAUGACGUUUUGUUUCAUCCAAGCACUUGAGCGUGGACAUGGGGCUACAUAUGGUAGCAUACUGAAUUCAAUGCGGAGUACCAUCCGAAACACCGGUACUGGUAAUGACCUUGGUGGUGGUGCGGUAACAUCAGUCCUCUCUAUGCUUUUAACAGGAGGUAGUCUUGGUGGCGGGUUGAAACAGGAGCCGCAGUUGACAAGCUGUGAAGCAUUUGAUGUUUACACAAAGCCAUUCGUCCUAUGAUUUUGUUUACCUAUCUCUCUUAUUUAAUCUUCAAUAUGGCCUCUUUAAAGCUCAAUUUGGUGUUAGUCUGGAUGUACAGUUUCAGCCAAACACUAGUGGUUUUCUUUCUCUUCUCUUUUAUUUAUACAGUUGGUUCCCUUGCUGGUUUAUGUAAGCUAUUUUUAGUACUCCUUGUAGUAGCACGCAAUCGAUUAUGUCUGCUGACAUCUCUGAUGUACCUUUUUAAUGGAGCUAACACAUUUUGAUCUAUAAA